GCACUUGAAAUCAUAAUACCUUCAUUAUGAUUAUGGCUGCUAAACUCUCUCUUCAGCUGUUUGGGAUGCUUUUCUUCCUCAUAAGCUUGUUGGCUCUUACUAAGCCAGCAAUGGCAGAUGAAGAUGAUGGCAUCCCAGCGGAUUUUAACCGUAGUUAUUUUCCAGAAGAUUUCAUUUUUGGGACAGCCACUUCUGCUUACCAGAUUGAGGGUGCAGCAAACAAGUCGGGCAGAGGAGCUAGUGUCUGGGACACAUUUGCCCAUCAGUAUCCAGAUAGGAUAUUGGAUGGCAGUAAUGGAGAUGUUGCAGUUGAUUUUUAUAACCGCUACGAAGAAGAUAUACAAUACGUGAAGAACAUGGGCUUUGAUGCCUUUAGAUUCUCCAUUUCAUGGCCUAGAAUUAUACCCAGUGGAAGGAGAAGCGAAGGGGUCAACGAGGAAGGGAUUGAAUUUUACAAUAAAGUUAUCAAUGAAAUUAUAAAAUAUGGCCUAAAACCUUUUGCUACUAUUUUUCAUUGGAAUACUCCUCAAGCCCUAGAGGACAAAUACGGUGGCUUUUUAAGCUCUAAUCUUGUGAAUGAUUUUCGUGAUUAUGCGGAUCUUUGCUUUGAAAAAUUUGGCGACCGAGUGAAGUAUUGGAUGACAUUCAAUGAACCAUGGUCUCUUAGCGGAUUUGCUUAUGAUGAUGGACUUUUUGCCCCUGGUCGAUGCUCAUCUUGGGUGAAUCGUAAAUGUCGUGCUGGAAACUCUGCCACUGAACCUUACAUAGUUGCACAUCAUUUGCUUCUUGCUCAUGCUGCAGCUGUACAAGUAUAUAGAAAAAAUUACCAGGCAACUCAAGGUGGUAAGAUCGGGAUAACACUCUUCACCUUUUGGUAUGAACCUCUCUCCAAUAGAUCAGCUGAUAUAGAUGCUGCUAGAACAGCUCUUGAUUUCAUGUUUGGAUUGUGGAUGGAUCCUUUAACUUAUGGUCAUUACCCAAGAACAGUGAGGGAUUUAGUUGGAGAUAGAUUACUCAAAUUUACUAAAGAAGAAUCUCAAUUGCUUAGAGGAUCAUAUGACUUUCUUGGAUUACAAUACUACACUUCAUAUUUUGCAAAACCAAAUGCUACAAUUGAUCCAAAUCAUAUUAGAUAUAAGACUGAUAGUCACGUUACUGAGACUCCUUAUGAUUAUGAUGGAAAUCCUAUUGGUCAACAGGCUUACUCACCUUGGUUUUAUAUUUUCCCGAAAGGUAUCCGACAUCUAUUGAAUUACACCAAAGAUACAUAUAAUGAUCCAGUAAUUUACAUUACUGAGAAUGGAGUUGAUAAUGGCAAUAACGAAAGCCAAUCCAUUGGGGAAGCGCUUAAUGAUACAUUCAGGAUAGACUAUUAUCGAAAGCAUAUGUGGAAUGCACUGGGAUCUCUCAAGGAUUACAAUGUUAACAUUAAAGGUUAUUUUGCAUGGUCAUACAUAGACAAUUAUGAAUGGAAUAUUGGUUAUACAUCAAGGUUUGGUUUGUAUUAUGUAGACUACAAGAAUAACCUGACAAGAUACUGCAAGCAUUCAUGUGAUUGGUUCACGAGAUUCCUAAAUCUAAAGAGUCGAACAAACAACAUCACCCAAUCUACUUCAAAGAAUUCAAGGAAGGCUGGCAAAUUCUACAUAAUGUAGGCUAUGUGUGCGUCUCUUUCAAUGAAAUAAUAUCAUUGGGCUACUGUUAAGCUCCAGUGAUCUGCCUUAUACUGUAAUAAUUUUUUCGUGAUGUGUCCAUUGCGAAAAUUCUAAGUGUGCCUUGUUGUAUUGCUAUUCUAUGUUUGAAUUAAAUGCAUUUUCUAUA
This is a messenger RNA of Hevea brasiliensis (rubber tree), 1821 nucleotides long. RefSeq names its product beta-glucosidase 24. Bases 27 to 1655 code for a protein of 542 amino acids. NCBI's taxonomy places the organism in Eukaryota, Viridiplantae, Streptophyta, Magnoliopsida, Malpighiales, Euphorbiaceae. The record is from RefSeq and is a predicted model, not a curated record. Gene Ontology annotation, molecular function: beta-glucosidase activity. The transcript has 13 exons. Gene Ontology annotation, biological process: carbohydrate metabolic process.